CAGCCAAACAUAGCCCCACAACCCAGUCAACUUCACAUGUUACCGCGGGUACCAGAAUGUAUCGGACGACUGAAAAACUGCCGACACUUAGUAUCCGAACCUACAGCUUUGGAGCCUCCCGAACCUAGCUUUGUCGCUAUAUCUAAUCAUAAACCCUCUGACUCACUCCAAUUCCGUCUGUGUCUCAGUGCACAACACUCACACUCCCAAAGCGUAUAAUGAAGACGUAGUGCUCUGCUUUUGCUCUGUGUCUCGCUCCAAUUCACGAAAACGGCACCCUGUCUCUUUUCACAGAGAGAGCUAACAAAGCCACCGCCAAUCCCAUCAGAUUUCUCCUCAGUUUCUGAACCCAAGGCCACAAGCUUUUCUGUUCCAUUUGCUCAGUUUGCUCUUCGUCUCGUUUCUAAUUCUGGCAUUUCUUCCUGUUUUGCCACGACCCUUUUAAUUAAAAUCUACGCAAUCCAUUAAACUCAAAUCAAAAUUCCAAUAAAGCUUCAAAAUUUCAAACUGGGUCCAAUCCAAUUCCAUCAGAUUUUUCCUCAGUUUCUGAACCCAAAGGCACAAGAUUUCUGUUUCAUUUGCUCAGUUUGGUCUUCGUCUCCUUUCUAAUUCUGGCAUUUCUCUCUGUUUUUGUUUUACCAGGACCCAUUUAAUUAAAACCCAAGCAAUCCAUCAAACCCAGAUCAAAAUCCAACAAAGCUUCAGAAUUUACAACUGGGUCCAAUCAAAUUCAGCAUCUUUCACCAAAAUCUCCAAAGAUAACGCAUUUAAACACACACCAUAUAUAGCGCACGCCUGCAGUAAAUACGAUGCACGCAAAAUCUGACUCGGAUGUGACCAGCUUGGCACCUUCAUCACCAAGAUCACCAAAGCGACCUGUUUACUACGUUCAAAGCCCGUCCAGGGACUCCAACGAUGGCGAUAAAUCGUCCACAAUGCAAGCCACGCCAGCCUUCAACAGUCCCAUGGAGAGCCCAUCGCACCCUUCUUAUGGCCGGCACUCGAGGGCGUCAUCUGCCAGUCGGGUUUCGGGUACCUUUCGGUCCUCUUCGGGUCAGAAAGGGACCCGGAAGCGCAACGAUAAGGGGUGGCCUGAGUGCAAUGUGAUUGAAGAAGAAGGUGACUAUGGCGGGCUUUAUAAAGACAAGGGAAUUUCUAGAAGGUGCCAGAUUUGGAUUGCUCUGUUUGGGUUUGUUGUGAUUUUCUCCAUCUUCUGCUUGAUUCUUUGGGGUGCUAGCAGGCCUUACAAAGCUCGGGUUGCUGUUAAGAGCUUGGCUGUGCAUAAUUUUUAUUUUGGAGAAGGAUCAGACACAACUGGUGUGCCUUCAAAGAUGCUGACAAUGAAUUGUUCAGUGAAGAUGAGUGUGUACAACCCUGCUACGUUUUUUGGUAUUCAUGUGAGCUCAACACCAAUUAACCUUAUGUAUUCAGAGAUUGCAGUUGCAACUGGCCAGUUGAAGAAAUACUAUCAACCAAGAAAGAGCUACCGGAAUGUGACUGUGAACCUCCAAGGGAUCAAGGUUCCUUUAUAUGGGGCUGGGGCAAGCUUAGCAGUCUCUGAUAACAGUGGAGGAGUUCCGAUGAUGCUGAUGUUUGAAGUCCGGUCACGAGGGAAUGUGGUGGGGAAGUUGGUGAGAUCAAAGCACCAAAGGCACAUAUCUUGCUCCAUGGAAAUCAACUCUCAUAAUAGCAAACCCAUCAAGUUAAAAACGAGUUCAUGCACCUACAAAUGAGCACCUGGGUUUCACCUGCUGCUAUUUGCAAUGCCUAGUGUUUCUGUUACAGUUAUUUUUGUUAUCAGUAUAUGAUAGUGUGGAGUGGUAUUGUAUGCCUUCUUCCUCGCCAAGAAGGUUCGUCUCGUCAUACAACAUUUUUCAAAUUUCUGCAUAGAGGCUAUUAUACUAGUGGGACCAUUGCGAUUCACCUUAUAUGACAAUUCAUAAGUUACAA
Molecule: messenger RNA, 1950 nt
Organism: Prunus mume (Japanese apricot)
Lineage: Eukaryota; Viridiplantae; Streptophyta; Magnoliopsida; Rosales; Rosaceae
Source: RefSeq, a predicted model, not a curated record